AGAACUCCAGCCACUGCGAGCACCAGCAGCGUACCAGCUUCGGCACCUUCGCUGCUCACGGCCACGACCCCACCACCGGCCAUCUUCCCACUGGCCAGCAGCAAUACACUCCACAACCAGUCCCUCCGGCAGCACCCUGCGAUCAUCUUGAGAUUUGAUCGCUUUUGGAAGUGCAUCUGACGAUAAUAUAUACAAGAAUGGGAUACAUAGGGGCUCAUGGUGUUGCUGCGCUGCAUAGAUACAAGUAUAGUGGCGUGGAUAAUUCUUAUCUCGCCAAAUAUGUGCUAAAUCCGUUUUGGAGGCGCAGUGUUAAUUUUUUCCCCCUCUGGAUGCCGCCAAACAUGAUCACGCUAAUGGGUUUUAUUUUCUUGGUUACAUCUGCUUUGCUUGGCUAUAUGUAUUCACCUCGCUUGGAUGUGGCUCCACCAAGAUGGGUUCAUUUUGCUCAUGGAUUACUUCUCUUCUUGUAUCAGACCUUUGAUGCCAUUGACGGGAAGCAAGCAAGACGAACUAAUUCCUCAAGUCCAUUGGGGGAGCUUUUUGAUCACGGAUGUGAUGCGCUUGCUUGUGCGUUUGAAUCAAUGGCGUUUGGGAGCACUGCCAUGUGUGGAAGAGGAAGUUUUUGGUUCUGGGUGGUUUCAGCUGUUCCAUUUUAUGGUGCAACAUGGGAACACUAUUUCACCAAUACCCUUAUUCUCCCGGUGAUAAAUGGACCAACUGAGGGUCUCAUGCUGAUAUAUGUCUGUCACUUUUUUACAUGUAUUGUUGGGGCUCAGUGGUGGGUUCAACAUUUUGGAAAAUCUGUGCCCUUUCUGAGCUGGCUUCCAUUUAUUUAUGAAAUCCAGACAUACAAAGUUAUUGUGUUUCUAUUGACUGCUUUUGGUGUUAUACCAACAAUUACAUUCAACGUAUACAAUGUUUAUAAAGUUGUUCAGGCAAGAAAAGGCAGCAUGCCACUGGCACUAGCCAUGCUUUGCCCUUUUGUUGCUCUCCUGGGAGGAGUCCUAGUGUGGGAUUAUUUGUCUCCAUCAGAUAUAAUGGGGAACUAUCCACAUCUUGUCAUUCUAGGGUCCGGGCUUGCUUUUGGGUUCCUUGUGGGAAGAAUGAUUCUAGCUCACUUGUGUGAUGAACCCAAGGGCUUGAAAACUGGAAUGUGCAUGUCGCUAUUGUAUCUCCCUUUUGCCAUUGCAAAUGCACUCACUGCCAGAUUGAAUGAUGGGGUUCCUUUGGUGGAUGAUAGAUUGGUUCUUCUUGGGUACUGUGUAUUUACAGGGGCACUAUAUUUGCACUUUGCCACCUCAGUCAUUAAUGAAAUCACAACAGCUCUGGGGAUCUAUUGUUUCAGGAUAACUAGGAAAGAAGCUUAAAAUUUGCUGAUAUUUUCUCAGCUGUCAAGCUGGGGAAAUGAAGAUUAUUGAGAUGUUUCAAUCUCUUUUGAUUCAAUAUAUUUAUGGUGGAGUUGAUACUGGAGCCAGUGUACAAGGUUUGGUUCCGUCACUCCAGCUGUUGUAAUAGAUUAGGCAGGGCAUUUUUGGUGGGAUCUUUUUAUAAUUUUGACCUUUUGAUUGUUUACUAGUUAUUUUUGAUUUGCAUUCUGUUAGGUGUAAUCCAAUUUAACAGGUUUAGGCUUUUGAAAUGGGUUGAUGCAACUCAUUAAUACCGUACGUGUUCAUUUAAAAUUCUUCAAUGUAACCCAUUAGGGAGAUAUUGUAACCAUGUUGGAUUGCAAUUGAGAGAAUUGGAUCUUAAAUUUAAA
This is a messenger RNA of Malania oleifera, 1756 nucleotides long. Its product is annotated as choline/ethanolaminephosphotransferase 1. The coding region runs from base 198 to 1367 and encodes 389 amino acids. The transcript is spliced from 20 exons. Gene Ontology annotation, biological process: phospholipid biosynthetic process. The record is from RefSeq and is a predicted model, not a curated record. Lineage: Eukaryota; Viridiplantae; Streptophyta; Magnoliopsida; Santalales; Ximeniaceae. Gene Ontology annotation, molecular function: phosphotransferase activity, for other substituted phosphate groups. Gene Ontology annotation, cellular component: membrane.